Messenger RNA from Anneissia japonica, 3772 nucleotides. RefSeq names its product SH3 domain-binding protein 5-like. The coding region runs from base 118 to 1329 and encodes 403 amino acids. The record is from RefSeq and is a predicted model, not a curated record. The transcript is spliced from 7 exons. Lineage: Eukaryota; Metazoa; Echinodermata; Crinoidea; Comatulida; Comatulidae. Gene Ontology annotation, molecular function: protein kinase inhibitor activity. Gene Ontology annotation, cellular component: cytoplasm. Gene Ontology annotation, biological process: intracellular signal transduction; negative regulation of protein tyrosine kinase activity.
CUAUCGCGAACAGGAUCUGUGUCUGAGCACAUCAGCUGAGGAGCUGCUCGGUCCUAGCACCGAAACAACUUUGUUUAUAAUUGCUGGUGGUGUACCUCGGGGUGGUUCUGGAUUAACAUGGCUACCGAAGUGGAAUGGGACGAUGAUGAACUGGACCCCAGAAUUCAGGUUGAAUUAGAAACACUCAAUACAACUUCAGAGGACAUUAAUACAUUUGAGAAAAAGCUUGAGAAUACAAGAGCUGUGUUCAAGCAAACUUUGGCAGAAUGUAAUGAAAAGCUGCAGUUGACUGCUAAAUACUGUGGAAAGACAGUGAAUAGAGCACUGAUCUACUAUCAAGCAAGAAAAUCAUCCCAUCAGGCUCAACAGGAUGUGCAAGCUUCUGUUAACAAAUAUCAAAAAGCAGUCAGUGUGUGUCAAGCCGCAAAGGAAACCAUAGCACUUGCGGAGGAAGCAUCGGUGACAGGAAACAAGACAAGAGAUUUUAAUAGUGCACUUCAAGAGAUGCUAAAUCAUGCAACUGCUAAGUUAAAUGCUGCUGAGAAGGAGAGAGAGGAGAGUGAGACAAUCCAUCUAGAAAAAGCAGCAGUUUACGCCAUGGCUCAGAAAAAAUCCGACCAACUGAAGAAAAAAUAUAGCAAAUCAAUUGCAAAAUCAAGAGUCUAUUAUGAACAGAAGUAUCAAUUUGAAACACAACUUCUAAAGAUUAAACAAGAAGUGAUAGAUGUUCAGAAAUUACUUGUAGAAAAGAAGAAAACAUACAGAAACGCACUUGAUAGCCUUGAACAAAUUUCGGAAGAAAUCCAUUUAAAGCGUACUUUUAGUCUUCCACUUGGGCCUCGGGAAGCUGGUGUGGGUGAAGAUAGCCUUGAAGGCAGUUGUGGUAGCGAAGCAGAUAGUCUUGAAAUUAAGUUUAAUGAUGAUAAUGACUCCAUGAGUGAUUCCGCUUCCUGUGAUUCUGAUUAUUUUUCGUCUGCUCCGACAUCUCCAUGCAGCGAUACUAGCACUACUCUUCUUGAUAGCCUUCCUGAAUUGGACGUAAUGAAGACAUUUCAAAAAAGCCCUUUCAAACGUUCAUCCACUACAAAUAGUCUAGAAGACUACAUCAGUAAUUCUCUACAAAACCUCACAAUCAGUAAGCAUUGUGAGGAUGAGAUUAGAGAGACAUAUACUCACAUUGAAUCAAACAUUGACAGAUGUGAAAAUGGUGGCAAUACAGAAAUGAAAAACUUGAAAUUGGAAAGUGUAAAAUCACAAGCGGACAGAGCAGAGGAAAUUGCAGUACGAUCAAGCGGAGAGGGUGCUGUUGAUGAAGAGUUCAAAGAAUAGAGUCUAGAAUUUAACGUCUCUAUUGCAGAUACAGCAAUAACCAUUCAACCUUAUAGGUUUUCCUAAUGCUUUAAUACUGCUACAGUGAAAAUGAGAAGGCAUUCAUGUGUUUGAGCUCUGAUCGACACCUUGAAGGCUUUACAGAAGGAAAAAUUGGAAGGGAUAAGUUUGGUGUAUCUGUUCCAGCUGCCGAAGUAGGCCUAUUAAUUAUGUCUUAGUUACAUAUUGUUUGUUUAAUCCUUGAUGAAGGAAACUUGAAUGGUAAGGCAACCAUUAAUUUCAUUCCAUAUGAAAUUUCUUAAACAGGCUUUUUGAUUUUGCUAGCAUUGCCUAGGCCAGUUUUGCCUUGUUGUAAGCCAAACAAAAUGUGGCUUUACUAUUGUAAGAACUAUAGUUUCAGCAGCUGUCGACAAAAGAAAAGAGAUUUUGGAGAUGAUAUUACUGCAUUUUGUUGUCUUUGGUUUGCAUCCUUCAGCAGUUAAUUAAUUCCACAAGUUAUAACCAAUUUAUUAUUAUGCUGCCAAUUUUUGGGCCUAAUUUUUCCUCUAUGAAACCACCAUAUUAGUCAUGUACCGUACUUAAAACCUUCAUUUGUUGCCCAUAUCUCAUCAUCACUACCUUUUUAAAUAAGUCUUUAUUUUUUCUCAAUGUUUACUCUUUUCAAAUGGAUUUUCACCUCCCCUUUGUUAAAAUAUUUGUAGUGGCAGUUUGGCACAGUGGUUGAGGUUCAGGCUUUUGAUUGUAAGGUCGGGGUUUUGAGUCUCCGCUGUACAGAUUCUCUUGUGUCCUUGGGCAAGGCACUUCAGCUACAUUGCUUCAGUCCACCCAGCUGUACCAGCAAACUCCUGGGGACUAACCUGCAACAGACAGUGUCCCGUCCAGGGGGAGUAGGCCUACAGCUCUCAUUCGCUUUACACUACAGAAACUCGGGAUUAUAAGCUCUAGCUCUAUGAGCCCUAGUGGCUCGGAAAGGAUUCAGUUAGUUUGUUAAAAUAUGACUGUUGUGGAUUCAUCCAAUAUUCACAUUCAAUAAUUAUAGCUGAUUCUCGAUUAAGGAAUAAAACAAUUGAUAAACGAAUGCUAACAAGUAAUAUACAGGACUAUGCCUGAUAGGUUCAUAACUUCAUAUCCUUCUGUAUUCAAGCACUGUUUCUGCCAUUACCUAUUUGUUUAUAAUAUAAACAUUAUAUAUACUGUAUUUUUAAAAAAUUUAUAAAUAUUUGAUUAUUGUUACUUUCUUUCUGCCACAAGGCAAUGCAAACCAAAAAAAAAUGUAAUGUUGUAAUGGCAAUGUUGAUAUGUUCUGAGUUGAGUGACUUAAUGUCAUGGAUGAUACAUUGUGAAGUUUUCUUUUUAUAUUUUUGUGCUGAGCUGUAUCUAUUAUAGAUACAUUAAGUGUCAGAGAACUUGUGUGGCCAUUGUAUGAAUUGCCAUGUUUAAGGUCAGUCUUUCAGUAUACUAUGCUGUGUACUUGUAAAAUAUAUAACUAUAUAAUACUACUAUUGUGUACUUACAAACUAUAAAGCUUUCAAAUUGUAUAUUGUAAAACAGAUAAUUAUAAAAGACUAUUAUUUGAGCAAAUUGUAGAUUUAUUGUAAUAUUUGUUUUUUAUUUAGAAAGUAAAAUAUCUAAUGACAUAUAUCGUAUACUUUUCACAAAACAAACCUUUAAUAUUUAAAUAAUGCAUUUUUUCUAUAUUCCCAGUGUCAGAUCCAAGGGUGACGAAUGGUGCAAACUAAUUACUUCUACCCCUGUUGCAGCCAAAUAGUAAACGUGAAAUCUUAGAUAACAGAUUAAAAUAGCUAAUACCCUAGAUUUUCCAGGGGAGUAGGCCUAGGCCUCUCACUAUAGAGAAGGGGAACCUUUGCCAAACCAUUGCCUCAAAUCAUGGUCUUUGAUUGACUUUACGACCCUGGGCGAAAGCAUUCUAGAUAUGCCCCAAUUUCACACAUGGUGUGUUACAGAUGCUUAGCUUGGGUUUAAUAACCACAAGGAAGAGGAACAUUAUAAAUGCCUGUACCAGUACCAGAUAUCAAUUAACUUCGCUUCAGGUCUCAUAUUGAGACUUGUAGUAGUGUUAUGCCACACUUGUGGAAGACAGUUACUUGUUGAUGUAGCUUCCAAUUCUUUUUUAAUCAAAAGCUCAAGAUAUAGAAAGAGUUUUGUAUUUUGUCAUAUUGUGAGUUUGAUAUUGAGAUUUAUGUUUUGGGGUUCCUCUUUAUAUUUUUUCAAAUACAGUAUUAUUAUUUGUGAAAAUGUUAGUUUUUGUUACAAGAAAUGUGUUCUUGUCAAUGGAGAUUUAAAAAAAAUGGUUUUAAAUCUAAUGAGUUAUAAAAAUGGGGGGAAAAAGACAAGUGUUGCAACACUUCUUUUGAAUACCUUUAUAUUGUAUAAUCAUGUUUAUUCAAAAUUCCAGAAAAAAAUAAAUCAAAAAACAGCAAUA